AUACUUUUGACACGGUGCAAGCCAGCUCGAGUCUUGCAGUUGCAUUUCCCAGUCAGCUCCGCCGCGCAAGUCGGGUGCGGGAGCAUGGGACGAGGUGGUCUGCCCCGGUCACUGCUCCCCGCGCGAAGUGCAAUUCAGGCUAGGCGCAGAGUGAAUGCUAGACAGCUUCAUACAGCGGUAGCACCCCAUCAGACAGAUGGCGUUGAAAGCACUGCCUCAUCCACAUGCUCACGGAACGCCCGCAACAGCUGUCUGUCAUGCGGGCCAAGCACGGAGGCGACGACAAGUGCAGUCAAGCUGCCUUUGCCCUGCACGCGCAAAGCUCCCCUCGUCUUGCCGCCGUUUUUAUGCCCAGUGCUGCAAGAGCGGUGGCAAAAUUGGCCUCAGGAGACAUUCAGAGGAGCAGUAGUUGCACGAGGCAUGCAUUCAGCUGCUCCGUUGCCGCUUCGCGGCGAUGCCAGUCCACUGGAGGGCACAAAAGCGGGAAUAUUUCGCCGCGAGCGCAAAGGAGUAGCUUCGGUUGCAGCCCAAAACGUAGAAGGGGAGCAGCAUGCAUCCGAUCCGGUCAUCGAUCUGGAGCCAGCGUCAUCGCAGGCGCAGUCCGAGUCAAAAAAAUUCGAAGAUGUCAUGAAGCACAAACACUUUGCCCAACUACGCGGACAAUCAACGAAAGGAUGGCAAGCGUCUCAAGCGCGAGAAACCAGGAUUGAACAAACUUCGACGCGGCACCAUUCACAGCUCGAAUCCUUGCAGGCAUGUACGGAGGACCACGCAGCCAAUCCGAUCAAGCUCUACGGCUUUCCCCCGCAUGUCGUCGAUCCAGAGGCACGAGAGGCAGUUAGAGCACUUCGUGCAUUCCUGAAGUCCCACUCGAUUCGGGGCGCCAGAAACCGAUCUGCGCCGGGGCGGAAGAAAUUACAGAUAUGGACUGCGGAUGAAUGGGAGGCGGCCUCGUCUGAGCUUUGGAGCGCAUGGGCUAGGGCAAAUGAGCUUCAAGCACUCAGUGCCAAUGACCACGUGCAGACGGCGGAAAGACUCUUCGUUUUCGGGAGGUUUGAGGCUGCUUUACGACGGGAGUGGCAUGCAGCUAGAUUCGUCAGAAGUCUGGCUGGAUCACGGAUGGAAGCAGUCGUGAUGCAUGCGGACGUCACCCUACCAAGCGCUCCACGCUCUUCAACAGAAGAGCUGAGCGUUUGGGUUGAAUCAUUGCGCAUCAAAGCACAAUCUUUGUUAGCUAUGACCAAGCGGAGUCAACAGAGCUUGGAAUCUGCAGUCGACCGCCUACUCCUGGACCAUCAAAGCCUACUGUUGGCCGGAGCGUAUGAUACGAUCUCGAGCGAUCAGCCUGCUUCCUCCAAGAUACUUCGUCAUCUUGGUCGGGCUGUGGGCAGUCUUCUCGAUGCCUGGCUGUUCUCCGGGCAACGACCUGCGAAAGGGGCCACGGCGCGCAGCACAAGGUCGAAUCAGGACGAUGCGGAGGAGGAGUCGGUCUCAUCAGAUCCUGCUAGCGAGGCUUUUGAGUUGCACAAGCCUCGAAGUCGGCAAGACUGCUAUGCGCUCAAGGGGCUUGUGUGGUUAUGGCGCCGCCCAGAGACCUUCAUUUUUUUCCGCGGUACCAAGUACAAGUGGGCUCAUAGCGCUCUGUACGGUCUCCUGGCCCAAUUGCACGAACCUGUGCUGUCUGCAAGCACCCUUUGGGCAGGGCAAUCCGAAGCCUGGCGCGCAGCACAUGGCAGCGAAGCAGUCUCUAUUUUGAUCUUUGCGCUCAGCAGUCGUGAAAAGCUACUUCACGCCUACACGGUCUACGUCACGAUGAUUGGAGCCAAGCCAUCUCAGUUCGACACAUCACCGCGACUAGGUCUGCUAGAACGACUGCGUCGUAGGCUCUUAAGGCUCACCAGCCGAGCUCGGAUGCACGACAUUGCAGAACGGCUUUGCGACGAUCUUUGGAGGAAGGCGCCCGCCGACAAGGACGGAUCGCCAAGACUCGAGGAGGGCACGUUGCGUACGCUCGUCAUGCACUACGCUCGACGGGGAGCAUCGGAUCUGGUCCGAUCUACGCAUCAGACCCUGAUGCGACGGUUUCCACAAUCGGAGCAUGCCUUCGGUCUGCUACAAGAGGCUGAAGCGCUUUGUGCCUCAAGAAAGGGUGACUUGCCCGGUGUCAUGCGGGCUUAUGGCUUACACUUAGAAGACGGCCAGCCCUUCGGUUCAGUCUUACCGGACGACGCGAAGUAUUCGCUCCCUCGUGCUGCACCACUGCGACUCAUGGAAGCCUUGACUUACGGUGACCAUGUUCCCGAGGCCGAGGCGCUCUACGAUCGCGUGCUUGAAGUGUACAGCCGCGUGACGCCCCAAAUCGUCGACCUCCUGAUGGACAGCUACACAAGACAAGGGGACAUGGUAUCAGCCCUUUCACUAUAUGAUGAGCUGAAGGCAAGCUCAAUGCCCUUGAGCAUCCGGACCUACACAUCCCUUGUCACAGGUUUUGCGCACCGCAAAGACCCUGAUAGCGCUUAUCGAGCAGUGCAAGCUGCAAUCGCCGACGGUCUGAGGCCAGAUCAUUUCAUGUGGAACGCUUUACUCGAUGCUUACGUAGAGUGCGGCCAAUGGGAAGCCAUGACAGCCUUGGCAGCAUGGAUGAGGGACCACCCUUCUCCAGCUAUGCGGCCUUCGGCCGCGACGCACACUAUUCUACUCAAAGGCCAAAUGCUGAGUGGAAGUAGCCCCGAGGAAAUGAGAGCAAUGUUCGACGAUAUACGCAAAAGCCACCCGCCAAACGAACACACUUGGGCAUAUCUUCUGCAAACGUAUUGUGACCGCGGACGACUGAAAGAAGCCUUUCAGAUCUUUCAACAGCUUGACGACGCUCUGCGAAAGCCAUACGUCUCAGCGCACAAGGGCGGUGGUGCAGCGCGCCGGCAUUUUACAAUCCUCUUGCACACCUACAUUCGGCACAAGCGUUUCAAUGAAGGUCGCCAAGUAUUCGAGGAAAUGCAGAGGCGUGGCAUACAACCCAGCAAGAUCACUUGGGGUGUCGUCAUCUCGGGAUACGCGCGGAUGCGUCAUGGCGAGGGUCUGUCUAUUGCAAAAGAGAUAGCGGAUCGCGCUGCUAUCGAGUCGAGUCAGCCUCCACACCUACACGAGUCGACGUGGAGCUCACCUGCACUUCGCCAAGGUACUGAUUCACAAGCGUUGUACCUGCCAAUUUUGUUAGCAGCUACACGGAGCGGCAAUCCGAAAGAGGCACAAGAUGCAGUACAAAGCAUUGCUGCUUUGGGCAUUCGAGUCUCUUCUCACACGUGGAUCACGCUGUUGGAUGUCCAUCGCAAGGCACGCGAUCUUGACGCUGUGGAACGAGUAUGGGACUCCAUCUUCAGAGACGCGAUCAAGCAACGUGACGGAAAAUUCACACUCGAGGACGGUGUUGCUGCGCAAGCUGAGGACGAAGCAGCGGGAGCUCAUCACCCACUCAAGCUUCCCGACGUCAGAUCGCAUGCGCGCAAUUUGCUCUGCGUGCCCCUCUCUAUGGCGAUCGAUGCGUGUUCUGCGGCAGGCCGACACGACGACGUCGGCCGACUGUGGGCGCAGGUGAGAGACAACGGAUUUGCGUUUGAUCCACAAAAUUGGAACGCCCUAGUCGUAGCCUUGCUCAGAGCAGACCGGCUCGAGGACGCGCUACGCAUUUUCAACGACCUCUUGCUCGAGGCCGAUGAUCGACCACCACCUGGCGUCUUGAAAGGUGGACACGACGCUCCUGGUACAUCGGACGAUGACGAGAGCUCUUGGCUCGGUGACAAGAGUACCAUUGGUCAUGCCGAUGCCGAAGUGUCUGCCACCGAAGGCGAAGCAUCAGUAGCGCAAGUUCAUGACAGCAGCAAAUCAUCAGACGGCGCCAAUGAGCCCAUCGUCAUCAAUGGCGAGAUUGUGUUCUCAGAUGCAGAAUCGAUCAAGCGAAUGGAGCCCACGCACCGUAUUUCCCCUCGUCAGCGCCGCGUCAUGUCCUUUGAGAUUGGGGAGCCGGUGAGACAGGUCGAAAUAUCGCCCCGACCCAUUUCAAGGGCUUCUUUUACAUCGGUAGAGGAGAAAGCGAAGAGUCGACAAGUUCGGCCAUUCUACCCGACUUUGUUGCAGCACGAUUUCGGCGCAGAGAGUGCGGCUGAUCUUGCAGCAGCGACUCGACCUUUCUUCCCAGUUGAGUCUGAGCUCGAUCCCUUACCGACCGAACUGGUCCACGAGCUCGCAUGGGUUCUCGAUCGGAGCGAAGACCAGGCUUCGGGUGCAACAUUGACGGCCGCUUCGAUAUAUCCAUCGGACGACGAGGUAGCGCGUUGGCAGACUCAAGCCGGACACCAAGCAGGUACCUCAGCAUCUAUCUAUGCUGCUGAUGACACAGAGGGUGACCUCCUGACUGAGAGCGGCGCAGACAUUCAUGAGCAAAUGUCCUUUGCAAUCGAAGAUGCUGACUUUGAGGAGCCCGAUCCGGCUUUGGUCGAGGUGUUCGUCCCACGCGCCGAUGCCGAAGACUUCACAAGCAGCCGCUUCACCGCUGCACCUCCAUCACCUUCAACAAACGCGCACAAAGGGUCGCGUACACCUCACAUAACAGAGGAGAUUGAGGAAGGUCCAGAGAACCAUGGACAGGAUUUCCAUCCCCACCAACAUGGUGAGAAGGGUGAACUCGAGGAAGCGGACGCACCGGAAGGUAUUCUUUCCGACCCACCUCCCUACACGGAGUACCUAGACCGAGGUGCACACACCCACGUCGAUGACUUCCAAGCGGAUUCGGCGCAGGAAAGCCUCUUUUCCGGUCCGCCCGCACAGCGCUUCUGGUUCGCCAACUCCGAGACUCUGGCGUCCAUCAUAGCCACGAUGCGCGAGCUGCGUCGUAAACGUUUCAACCGGAGGGAGCCAGAUGCAGUCCCUGGAGCAACCAGGGUCGAUCGCGCCCUGCGCAUGUAUCCGCGAGCUGCCCAACGGCUCCGCGACUACCUUCCCACCCUGACUCAUCUUGAAGACAAGAGGAAGCUGCGCGCUCAGAGAGGCUGGCUGGAAGACAGCGGUCCAAAUGUGCCGAAGGAACUCAAUCCUUUGCUUGGCUCUCUGCCCGAACGUCCCGACAAGGACAGCAACGACUCGCUGAGUGACUUGGACAGGAUCAGGCAGGAUCCUUCAUUCCGGACUUUCGCCAAGAAACCGAGAGGAUCCCCUACUGCGCGAGAGCUACCGAGACAGAGUAGAUUCUACCCACUACGCAAAGAUGAGGGAACUACGACGCAAAAUUUGGGAAACGCCUCUUCGGAACAUACGCUCUCUCGCUCAGCGCCGUCGGCACGGACGCGAAGUGGCAAAAACGGCGCGCAAAACCAAACUGCGACGCGCGGCACCUCUGUCUCUUCGGAACCGCCCCUUGCAGCCGCACGUCCUUCAGGGAAAGCCAUCCCGCCCCACUUGUUGCGCCAACAGUAAUCACGAGGUUCCCGAAGAUGAUUGGCGAGGCAGGCCUAUGGCGCAUAUUCCAGCCAUUAAGCUAUUCGGAGGAACGCUUUACUGAAUGCUCACCGCUUUACUCGGAGUGUCCGAAGUCACUACAGCACCACCUUUUACCUACCUACCCCGCUCUUACCUUCCGUACCCUCGUCGUCGCCAUCACCAGAGGAAGCCAAGUCUCCCGCAAGAGCAGCUCAUCUUGUAUCACCGACCAUUGCAAUGCAUUCUGUUGAAGG
This is a messenger RNA of Ceraceosorus guamensis, 5726 nucleotides long. RefSeq lists its product as hypothetical. Gene Ontology annotation, molecular function: protein binding. NCBI's taxonomy places the organism in Eukaryota, Fungi, Basidiomycota, Exobasidiomycetes, Ceraceosorales, Ceraceosoraceae. Bases 85 to 5469 code for a protein of 1794 amino acids. The record is from RefSeq and is a predicted model, not a curated record. The transcript has 2 exons.